AUGGGGUCGUCUGCGUCCAAGGCUGCCCUCGGGGCGACCACCGAUGAGCCUAUGGAGCCCAAGGCGAAACACCUGGCGGACCUCAUUCAGUACAUAAAUGGAACAAACAUGAGCGUGGAUCAUUUGGCUGAUGUUCUUUCUGAAAAAACCGGGAACAGCAGCUGGGUGGUAGUGUUCAAAGCCCUGGUUACUGUACAUCACCUUAUGGUGCACGGAAAUGAGCGUUUUAUCCAACAUCUUGCAUCUAGAAACUCUUUGUUUACUUUACACAACUUCCUGGAUAAAAGUGUCAUAGAAGGCUACACCAUGUCAACCUUCAUCAGACGAUACAGCAGGUACUUGAAUGAGAAGUCUCUUGCAUACAGACUGAUUGCAUCUGACAUCACCAAAACCAAGAGAGGGACGGAUGGUACGAUGAGAACUAUGGAUACAAAGCAGCUGCUAAACACUCUUCCAGUCAUUCAAACGCAGUUUGAUGCUCUUCUUAAUUUUAAUGCAAAUCCUGAUGAGCUAACCAAUGGUAUAAUACAUGCUGCUUUCAUGCUUCUCUUUAAGGAUUCUCUUCGCCUCUUUGCAGCCUAUAAUGAGGGGAUCCUUAAUCUGCUAGACAAAUAUUUUGAUAUGAGGAAAAACCAAUGCAAGGAAAGUUUGGAUAUUUACAUCAAGUUCCUUGAAAGAACAGCCAAACUGGCACAGUUCCUGAAAGUUGCAGAGCAAGUUGGAAUCGACCGGAACGACAUUCCAUAUCUUACACAGGCACCCCACAGUUUACUUGAAGCACUAAAACAACAUUUAGCUUCUUUGGAAGAGAAAAAUGACAGUUUGCCUCCUUACAGAUUGGACGUGGAGUGGCCCCAGCCCUCAGAGACGGAAAUUGCUGGUGGAAUGAAAUGGCAGUUGAAUACCUACACCUGCACAUCAACCCUCUGGAGACAUAUUUCUAUUCCUCCUGUUCCCCACAUGCAGGCACGUGACCCGCUCAGGGUUAAGCCGCACGUCCGGCCUCCUCCUCGGGCCUGUGGCUCCAGCCGGCGGCAGCUCAGCGUCUGCAGCCUCAGUGCUGCUGCUCGGCCCUGUCCUGCGCGCGCCACCCGACGGUCGCCCGGGACCUGGGUGUUGGCCUCGCCCCUGUAA
Neogale vison (American mink) is the source of this 1134-nucleotide messenger RNA. Its product is annotated as phosphatidylinositol-binding clathrin assembly protein-like. Gene Ontology annotation, molecular function: 1-phosphatidylinositol binding; SNARE binding; clathrin heavy chain binding. Lineage: Eukaryota; Metazoa; Chordata; Mammalia; Carnivora; Mustelidae. Gene Ontology annotation, cellular component: synaptic vesicle; clathrin-coated pit; extrinsic component of presynaptic endocytic zone membrane. The transcript is spliced from 11 exons. The record is from RefSeq and is a predicted model, not a curated record. Bases 1 to 1134 code for a protein of 377 amino acids. Gene Ontology annotation, biological process: clathrin coat assembly; clathrin-dependent endocytosis; synaptic vesicle budding from presynaptic endocytic zone membrane.